UAUGACUGUGUAUUUGUCAAUACGAAUCCAGAACUAGAGGGAAUGCGGGGGCUUGAUGUGGCACAUGUUCUUUGUUUCUUUUCAUUCUUUUUUAGAGGGUCUACCUUUCCUUGUGCAGUGAUCCGUUGGUUCGACACUGUUGGUGACUCCGCUGAUGAAGACACUGGUUUGUGGGUUGUUCGCCCAGGGUUUGCUCCCAACCACUCCCCCAAUAUCUCCAUCAUCCAUAUUGAUUCUAUUUAUCGUGCAGCUCAUUUAAUCCCUGUCUAUGGUACACAUUUUGUUUCUUGCGACCUUAAGUUUCAUUAUUCCUACGAUUCUUUCCGGUUUUACUAUGUAAACAAAUAUGCUGACCAUCAUGCAUUCGAGAUUGCUUUUUAG
Messenger RNA from Suillus fuscotomentosus, 381 nucleotides. RefSeq lists its product as uncharacterized. The transcript has a single exon. NCBI's taxonomy places the organism in Eukaryota, Fungi, Basidiomycota, Agaricomycetes, Boletales, Suillaceae. The annotation marks the transcript as partial. The record is from RefSeq and is a predicted model, not a curated record.